Diversispora eburnea is the source of this 1275-nucleotide messenger RNA. NCBI's taxonomy places the organism in Eukaryota, Fungi, Glomeromycota, Glomeromycetes, Diversisporales, Diversisporaceae. The record is from the annotation of a GenBank genome assembly.
AUGACAGAAACUAACGACACAAACAACGCAAACAAUAUUUCAGUAUUAAAACCAGAUUCUCGUCCAGUAUCCAAAAUAGGUGCUGGCUGUAAAGGAUAUCUUCAAAAGGAAUCUAGAUUACAUCAAAAUUUACAUCCGGGAAAUAUCAUCAUGAUUGAAAGGAUGCAAGUAGCUACACCUGGUCUUUCAGAUCUUGGAAUAUGUAAACCUAUAAAAUUUUAUAAAUCUCCUUCUUCACCUUCAGGGUUUGGCAAUCUUGAACAUUUACACAUUACAUUUACACAUUCUUUUUUUUUCGAAAAUUUACGAAAAUUAACUUUUGAGGAAUUUAACUUGUUGAAGUUUUUAAUCAUGUCUCCAAAUUUACCCAAUGAAUCUCUUCAAAAAGUUUUCAAAUACAUCGACAAAGAUGAUAUCAAAACUUUACAUUCUAUCGUAUUAGUAAACAGAAGUUGGUGCGUGAAUAGUAUUAAAUUACUUUGGCGACAACCUUUUCACUUUAAUCAUUUACAGAGUCACCAUUUUACCAAGAUGAAAUAUACCAAGAUUAAAUAUACUGAAAGGAAUUCUACUAAAAGGAAAAAGGAAAAAUCUCAUAAAUUUUAUAAAAUAAUUCCAAUUUAUUUAGCAUGUCUUGAAGAAGAAAGGAAGAAAUCUCUUAUUAAACUUGAUGAAAAAAAUCCAUUAUGUAUACCAAGUCAUGCAACAUUUAAUUAUCCAUCAUUUCUUAGAAAACUGGAUUUCAUGAAUUUAUUAAUACAGGUGACUAUUUGGUAUGCAACAAGUCCAGAAAUCUUACAAAAGUCAUAUAGUCAAAUAUUUUUAUUAGUUGAAUCAAUUUUUUCACUUUUCCUAAAAUCUUCAACACUUAAAUCAUUUACCAUUUAUCCGCCAACUCUACCAUCACAAACUCUACGACCUAUGAUUACUCAUUAUCCCGAAGAUGGAAAUUCUUCAACAAAUAAUAAUAAUAAAAUGUCACGAGCACCCAAUAAAUCCAAUAUUUAUAAUCAAUUAAUUAUUUAUUCUGCGGUAUUAGGAACUUUGUUUAUACAUGAAUAUGGAAAAUAUCCCAAACAUAAAGAGGAACAUAAAGAUUUCAAUGCAUUUCAUUUAGUAAGACUUUAUUGUUUUAGUAAUUAUUUUAAAAGAGAAGAAAAUUGGGAAUAUUAUUUGAGCAAUGUAAUUUUAAGAUUAUUGAAAGGAGAAAAUAAUUGUUAUACUUUAAUGAAAGUUAAAUUAAUUAUAGCACUUAAGAAAAACAAUUCAAUUUAA